Molecule: messenger RNA, 913 nt
Organism: Pocillopora meandrina
Lineage: Eukaryota; Metazoa; Cnidaria; Anthozoa; Scleractinia; Pocilloporidae
Source: the annotation of a GenBank genome assembly
AUGAACGCUAAAUUUCUGCUGGCUUUUACACUCGUCCUUCUCGCAACUUUCGUAGCGGAGAAUGAAGCCUUUACCGCUGGUGGAGGGGGAAAUCUUCCUUAUUCAGGAAAGCGCGACUUAGCGAAGUCUGUAAGUUCUCUCAACUGUUGUUUUUGUUGCUGUGUUUUUUUUAAGCAAUGCUCAAUAUGACGUUUUGUGAUGAACAACACUUUUCAUCUGCCUUCUUACUAUAGUGACUCCCUAGAGUUAUCUGUGUUAGUAUUCUCCUAUUCAAAAUUUAAUCGCAUGCUGAGCACCCAGGUAAUGAGAGUAAAAAAGUCAUUCAAAUAGAGGUUUCUGUCAAAAUAAAACAGCAAAUUCUUUGUACUAACCAGCUAGGAAAUGUGCGCUAAUAGUUACAUGAAAUAGCUUUGAGAUCUUGGUAGUGAACAGGCUAAUUUUUUCAAUCUACCUAGUAGAUCCGAUGGUCGAAAAUAGACCGAGCAACUAAAGUUUCACUCUCGCACAGGAUUAUAUAUCGCGAGUAACGACACGUGGGUAACGUGAGAAUGUGUAAGCUUCAUAACUGAAAAGAUGAUUUUUGCGCCAUUCUGUCCAAAAAAUUACUUUCAUUAAAUGCUCUUCGUCCCUUCAGAGAGUUAACUUUAUUUUAAAGUAGGUGGGGUCGUACAAGAAGAGGAGAGAGGAGGGCGAACUAGGUUGUGGUAUUGUGAUGUAUCGUAGCUUUUUUGGUUAAAGGGUAUGUCACAUGCACCCUUAGACACCUCCUGCUCUCUUCGUCCCAUCCAUACCCUUAGCAUUCACUCACCAGUGAUUUGUCUUAUGAUAGCACCAACUGGCCGGGAGAGCCUUGUGUACAGCUGCUAGAGAACACUGCAAGAGGGAAUUUGUAUUGGAGGACAUCAAUGAAUGA